AUGGAAGACCCCCUGGAUCACCUCGAUGAGUUUGAUCGUCUCUACAGUCUCACCAAGAUCAAUGGGGUCAGUGAGGACGGUUUCAAGUUACGUCUCUUUCCAUUCUCUCUGGGUGACAAAGCUCAUCAAUGGGAGAAAACUCUUCCUCCAGGAUCUAUCACAUCCUGGGAUCAAUGCAAGCAGUCGUUUCUUGCCAAGUUUUUCUCCAACUCCAGAACUGCACGUCUGCGCAACGAGAUCUCUGGGUUCACUCAGAAGAAUGGAGAAACGCUUUGUGAAGCAUGGGAGCGCUUCAAAAGUUAUCAGUCUCAGUGCCCCCACCAUGGCUUUACCAAGGAGUCUCUCCUCAGUACCCUUUACCGAGGUGUUCUCCCAAAGAUCCGGAUGUUACUUGACACUGCUAGCAAUGGCAACUUUCUGAACAAGGACGUCAAUGAUGGUUGGGAGCUUGUUGAGAACCUAUCCCAGUCCGAUGGCAAUUACAAUGAAGACUACGAUAGAACCAUCAGGAUAAGCACAGAUCUUGAUGAGAAGUACAAGAAGGAGAUGAAAGCUGUGAAUGAUAAGCUGGACAAACUCUUGAUGAGCCAGCAGAGGAACAUUCAUUUCGUCUCUGAAGACGAUCCUUACCAGAUUCUGGAUGGGAAGGGCGAACAAUCUGAGGAAAUAAGUUAUGUCCAGAAUCAAGGUGGAUACAACAAGGGAUACAACCCCUAUAAGCAGAAUCCCAAUCUGUCUUAUAGGAGCACCAAUGUUGCAAAUCCCCAGGAUCAGCAAGGUUACCAACCUUCAGCAGGACCACUACCAGGAUUCCAACCUCAACACGCUCCGCCUCCUCAGGCACCAGAUCAUGACAUGAAAAACAUGCUGCAACAGUUAUUACAAGGACAGACAAGUGGAUCUAUAGAGUCUGCUAAGAAGUUUGCAGAGAUGAAUAAUAAGAUGGACUGCACAUACAAUGCUCUCAAUCUCAAGAUUGAAGCUUUGACCUCUAGAAUUCUUCACCUGGAAAGCAAGAAUGCAUCUACUUCUUCAGGACAACUCCCAGGGAAAGCCAUGCACAACCCAAAAGAGUUUGCAACAGCCCAUGCCAUCACCUUAAGAGAGUUACCUAUUACAAAAACUUCUAUGGAUAUCACUGCGGACAGUGAGGAUCUAUAUGGGGAGGAUUUUUCUCCAAAUGAAGAUUCCACACAACAAAUCAAAGUCGAUCAUGAUCCACCUGCCAUGGUAAAACAUGAUAUUCCAAAGAGUAGGAAACCACGUUACAUUCCUCCACCCUACACGCCUCCAUUACCAUUCCCUGAAAGAUUCAAGGAAAAAAUAAUGGAGAAGUAUAAAGGACUGCUCGACACACUCGAAGGGACUGAACUAACAAAAGCUUUGGUAGAUGCUCAUGCAAAGAUUCCGUCUUACAAUAAAAUCCUGAAAGAGGUCCUAUUGGGGAGGAUUCAAGAGAAGAAGGAAAUAACUAAAGAUGCUGAGGAGAAAGCUGAGGAAGAUGAGAGAGUAAAAUCACUUAACCAUGAGUGUUGUGCCAUUGUACAUAAAGAGGUUAUCCCAAAGAAGCUAGAAGAUCCUGGUUCAUUUACUUUGCCUUGCACAAUAGGUCCACUAUCUUUCAGUAGGUCUCUCUGUGACCUAGGAGCGUCAGUUAGUCUCAUGCCUCUCUCUGUGGCUAGAAGGUUAGGUUUUACACAAUACAAAACGUGCAACAUAUCCCUCAUCUUGGCAGACAGAACGGUUAGGGUUCCAUAUGGCUUGUUGGAAGAUCUCCCAGUAAAGAUUGGUGAAGUAGAAGUACCAACAGACUUCAUUGUUUUGGAGAUGGAUGAUGAGCCUCAAGAUCCACUCAUCCUAGGAAGACCAUUCUUAGCUACAGCAGGAGCAAUCAUUGAUGUCGGGAAAGGGAUGAUUGAUCUUAAUCCGGGUAAAGACUUCAAGAUGAAGUUUGAUAUCAAGGACAUCUUGAGUACGCCAACAGUUGAUGGGCACACUUUCUCCACUGAAGAUGAGUCAACUAAGCAAAUACUCAAGCAAGGUGUAAAAGAAUCUAUGGAUCCCUCAUCGGAUGGUUGUUUAGAACUUCGAAUGAUCAAAGUUUUGAAAGAUUUAGUGAAAAGGUUAAUAGCUAUGGUCAAGAAAAUGGGUGGGCAAAUCAAGAAACUCAAAAGAAAAAUCAAUGGUCCUUGUCCAAGGAGACAGAGUGUGAGUGUAAAGAUGAGCAGCAGAUCCUGUGAUAUUGACCUAGGAAAAAGAGGAGGAAUGAAAUCUCUGAGAAUAGAGGGUGCUUCAACACCUCUCUAUGAGCCUCCUUAA
Messenger RNA from Capsella rubella, 2319 nucleotides. RefSeq lists its product as uncharacterized. The coding region runs from base 1 to 2319 and encodes 772 amino acids. The transcript has 2 exons. Lineage: Eukaryota; Viridiplantae; Streptophyta; Magnoliopsida; Brassicales; Brassicaceae. The record is from RefSeq and is a predicted model, not a curated record.